Paramecium sonneborni is the source of this 753-nucleotide messenger RNA. The record is from the annotation of a GenBank genome assembly. Lineage: Eukaryota; Ciliophora; Oligohymenophorea; Peniculida; Parameciidae.
AUGAUAAUCAAUUUAUUAAAUGAAACAAUUGGCGGAUUAUAAGUCUUAUUGAGACAUAAAAAUAUUUAUACUGCCUUAGUUCACACUAAUUAACCAAUUGAUACAUCUCUUGAAGAAUUAAAUACCGAAAUCAUUAAGAUGGUAGAGGAGACUCCUAAAUUUCCAAUAGAUUUUGAGAUGUUCAGCUUUACUAAAACAUUUUGUGAUGCAGAGUUCAUUACUGGAAAUUAGAUCUUGUAGUCUUAAGAUAAUAUGUGGCCAGAAUAUUAUAAGAGUAGAAAAGACUUUUAGGAGAUUAAGAAAAAAGAAUUUUUGGAAAGAAAAAAUUUUGUUAUUUCCAAAAAGUUAACUACGCUCUCAGUCUAAACUCAUCCUUUUUUUAAUAUGCCUAAUUUCACCAACUUUAUCACAUCAAAUCCAAAUAUUUAAGAAUCAAAUAAUUAGGAUUUCGGAAUUUAGAAUAAAAUAGUACCUGCAUUCUAAAACUUCUAAGAUGCUUCAUUAUAUUUUCGAACUUUAAUAGAUAAAGAGGAUAGAGUAUUUUAUGAUGUUGGGCCAUAAUGUCUACAUUAAGUUUUAGAUAUUCUUGAUCUUUAUAUAAUCACCAUAUAUUCUGGCGAAUUGGAUGAAAAAUUUAGAGUAGGAAAAAUGCCAGAUUUUGAAUUAAUAAAAAAUAAAUUUAAGUUAACUUAUAAAUCUUAAGUUUAUCCUUAACAUAAAGGGCAUUUGUAAUUUUUAGUUUUUGAAAAAUGA